AUAAAGAAAGAGAAAGAACAGCUCAGUUUUAAGAAGAGUCAUGACCUUCCAUCCUCAAAUGGAUGGUUUUUCAUUUUCUGGGUGGAGCUUUACGCAAUCCCCAUUAUACCCGCCACCCAACCUCCAUUCCCCUUUCUCUCUCUUCUUCUCCCUCUCUCUCUCCUCUGUUCUUUUCCCCUUUUCCCCUUUUUCUUAUCUUUUUCCUCUGUCAUUUCAUUCCAAUUUCACCAUCCCUUUCGUAUAUAUCUUCUUCGUCUUGUAUUUCCUUCAUCUGGGUUUGUUUCUUUUCCGAUUUUGACCCCAGAUUCAUUUCCAUGGGUAACAUUGGUAGUAGCGGUUCCAGUGGCCGGAGAAGGCACGGUAGUCGCCGGAGUCACCCAACUCCACCACCAGCAGCGCCACCCCAGCCUGAAAUUACAAGUAAUCGCUACGUUUUCGCUGCUGCUACGCCUUACCCAACGCAAUACCCGAACCAUCCGAAUCAUCCGCCCCCGUAUUACCAGUAUCCUGGUUACUUUCCACCGCCACCUGGUCCGCCGCCGUCGAUGCCGAUGCCUUUGCCGGCGCCUUACGAUCACCACCACCGUGGAGGUCAUCCCCAGAUGGAUCCCGCGCAUUGGGUCGGUGGGAGAUACCCUUAUGGCCCUCCUAUGCCGCCCCAAACGCCCUAUGUUGAGCACCAGAAGGCGGUUACCAUACGAAAUGAUGUUAAUCUCAAGAAGGAAACUCUUAGAGUCGAACCUGAUGAAGAAAAUCCCGGCCAAUUCCUUGUAUCAUUCACGUUUGAUGCCACCGUUGCUGGGAGUAUCACAAUCUUCUUCUUUGCGAAAGAAGGUGAAGAUUGCAACUUGACCGCUGUAAAAGAAGACAUUUUUCAACCAGUAACUGUCCAUUUCAAACAAGGGCUUGGACAGAAGUUCAGACAACCUUCUGGAACCGGAAUAGAUUUCUCAAAGUUUGAAGAGUCAGAGUUUCUGAAAGUGAAUGACACAGAUGUCUAUCCUUUAGUUGUAAAAGCUGAGGCUUCCACCGACAGUCAAACUGGCCCUGAUGGUACCGCGGUACCUGACCCCAUGAAUUCUCAGAUAACACAAGCAAUAUUUGAGAAAGAUAGAGGUGAAUAUCAGGUAAGAGUGUUGAAACAAAUCCUGUGGGUCAAUGGUAUGAGAUAUGAGCUACAGGAGAUAUAUGGCAUUGGCAAUUCAGUCGAGGGCGAUGUGGAUGGAAAUGACCCUGGAAAGGAAUGUGUCAUUUGCUUGUCAGAGCCACGGGAUACGACUGUCCUUCCCUGCCGACACAUGUGUAUGUGUAGUGGUUGUGCUAAGGUGCUAAGGUUCCAGACGAAUCGAUGCCCGAUUUGUAGACAACCCGUCGAUAGGCUCUUAGAGAUAAGGGUCAGCAAUGGGCCAGAAGAAUAAAGAACAACGGUUCUACCAUCGUCUCGCAGUUGAAGCAAACUCUGUACAGCACUGCGUUUAUUGCAUUUCUUUUUGCAUCAUCUGAAUUGAUUCCCUUUCGCCCUGAAUUUUCUACCUGUUCUAAAUAAUCAAGAAAGGAAAGCGUUUAAGCUUAUAUCCAGCACAUUGUGAUAUUGUGCCAGGGAAAAAGAAAAAGAAGGAAAUUGUAAACAGUUGUACUUGUAUUCUCAUGAUCAAAAGUGUCUGUAGAAUUUAUCUCUAUUAUAUAUACUUAAGCCGAGCCAUGUUUUGUUUGUAAUCAAAUCCUUUGCCAUUUCUUUGGUUUAAUCAUUUCUAACAUC
Molecule: messenger RNA, 1759 nt
Organism: Benincasa hispida (wax gourd)
Lineage: Eukaryota; Viridiplantae; Streptophyta; Magnoliopsida; Cucurbitales; Cucurbitaceae
Product: putative E3 ubiquitin-protein ligase LUL2
Biological process (GO): protein ubiquitination
Molecular function (GO): ubiquitin protein ligase activity
Source: RefSeq, a predicted model, not a curated record